AUGGAGCCGGCGCGAGGCGCACCCCAGGGGAGCGGCGGGGCCGAGGCGCUGCUGGGGGAGCUGGAGGCGCGGGUCCAGGACGUGGUGAGGGCGAGCUCGUGGUGGGAGCGCCACGGUGUGGAUUGCGCCAUCCUUGCGCUCAGCCUCCUGGCCUUGCCAUCUGGGUUCCUGUGCCUGUGCUCUGAGAACGUCCUGGUCUUUGUCCUGGGCAUCACCGUCCUGGGUGUGUGCCACUACACGCUCACCGUCAAGGGCAGCCACCUGGCCACUCACGGUGCCCUCACCGAAUCCAAACGCUGGAGCAGGAUCUGGGCACUUUUCUUUGUGGAGGUGUGCACGGCCUUCCCGGCGGAGUAUGCCAAGUACGGACACGUCAAGAUGCACCACGGACACACCAACGUGCUGGGCCUGGGGGACUCGAGCACGUGGAGGCUGCCUUUCCUCAACCGCUACGUUUACAUGUUCCUCGCUCCUCUCUUGAUCCCCAUCAUCACCCCUCUGGUGGCUGUCGAGCGGCUGAGUAAGGCGGAGCUCGGGACGGCUCUGCGGGGUCUGGCCUUGGUUUCCCUGGGCCUUUAUUCUCACUACUGGCUGCUCUUGAAUGUGUCUGGCUUCAGGAGCCCCUGCUCGGCCCUGGCCUGCAUGCUCGUCACCAGGUCCCUGCUGGCCCACCCUUACCUCCACGUCAACAUCUUCCAGCACAUCGGGCUGCCCAUGUUCUCCCGAGACAAGAAGCCCCAGCGGAUUCACAUGAUGAGCCUGGGCGUGCUUAACCUGCCCCGGCUGCCCGUUCUGGACUGGGCCUUCGGUCACUCCCUCAUCAGCUGCCACGUGGAGCACCACCUCUUCCCCAGGCUCUCUGACAACAUGUGCCUAAAGGUGAAGCCCGUGGUGUCCCAGUUCCUCCAUGAAAAGCACCUGCCUUACAACGAGGACACCUACCUGGCUCGCUUCUGGCUGUUCCUCAGUCGGUAUGAGGAGUUCAUGGUGCAGACCCCUCCCAUCACUGAGCUGGUGGGGCUGCAAUGA
This is a messenger RNA of Pteropus alecto (black flying fox), 1029 nucleotides long. It is a transcript of the gene FADS6, whose product is annotated as fatty acid desaturase 6. Gene Ontology annotation, molecular function: oxidoreductase activity, acting on paired donors, with oxidation of a pair of donors resulting in the reduction of molecular oxygen to two molecules of water. NCBI's taxonomy places the organism in Eukaryota, Metazoa, Chordata, Mammalia, Chiroptera, Pteropodidae. Gene Ontology annotation, biological process: lipid metabolic process. Gene Ontology annotation, cellular component: membrane. The record is from RefSeq and is a predicted model, not a curated record. The coding region runs from base 1 to 1029 and encodes 342 amino acids. The transcript is spliced from 6 exons.